ACCACCAGCCACCGCAGAGGGAGUGUGGCAGCAUCUCUCACUGUGUACCUUUUGCAGUGUUCAGUGUUCAGUGUUCACAUUGAUUGUUCAUACGAGUGUUUUACAUGCCUGUGGAUUUACAAAGUGUUGACCUGAACAACGGACGAAGAGCAAGUGUCAUUCAGAACAUAAAAGGAAAAUUUGCCAUAUAUCACUAGAAUGCUUAUUUGAAAAUAAUAAAUACAUUGUCGUACUUUGUUCUAAUUCUGAGACCAGGGCCACGACAGGAGUUGUCAAGGAAAGCAGGACGCUUUCAGCAUUUCAUAGAAUAACUUGUGGACAGUUGGAAGGAAUGCAGACGGGACCAAAUUCCAAUUUCUUUUGAUAUCGAAGGUUAUAACGCGAGAAGUCACCUGCUGUUGUUUAUACUGUUGAAACGUUCCUGUUAGAUUAGUGAUAACACUCAAACCAUAUGGUUAUAAACACUAACGCGAACAGUGAAAUGACGUUCCAGCUUUAGAAAAGAAAAGAAAAGAAAAGAGAAGAAAAGAAAAGAAAAGAAAAGAAAGAAAAAAAAAAAACUUUGAUUGCCAACUAUGAGCAAACUCUGAUGCUGCUUUUUUUUCUGUGACCACAAGAAAAAACAAACACUUUGCAAAAUUUGCCUUUAGAAAUUGACUGACUUUCUUUCGCGAACGCAGGGAGGAGGAAAAGUGAGCAGCUGAGAAGUGAAAAGCAGCAAUUAUGUGGUUUUAAUCCCGGUCGCCAUAGAAGAAAUCAUUGGAAUUUUCGUAUCCCUUCUCCGGUGAGCCGAAAUACCUCAGCUCGAAGAUGAAGACGUGGGUUUAUCGUUACCUGCUGCUCUGGGCGAUGGGCGUAGCGGUGGCGACGGUGGACGCAUCCCGAGUUCAGCUUGUAGACAACGGGUAUGAGGGCGUGGUGGUGGCCAUCUCCCGGGAGAUUAAUGAGACUCUGGGCCCUCCCAUCAUACAAGCCAUUACGGAAAUGAUUCAGGAGGCUUCGAGGAAGUUGUUCCGAGCGACGCACUACAGGGCUUAUUUCCGUCACGUGAAGAUUCUGAUUCCGAAGUCUUGGACCAACACGCUCGUCAACAACACUGCGCUCAGUGAGAACUAUGAAGACAGCGACAUACGCAUUGACCACAUGAACAGCGUGUACCAAAACCAGCCCUACACUCACCAACCAGGCGGAUGCGGCGUUUCCGGAAAGUACAUCCAUCUCACUCCUAAAUAUCUCACCGGCAAGUUCCAGGCCUGGUUGGGGUCCAGAGGGAAGGUCCUCUUGGUGGAGUGGGCCAAGCUGAGGUGGGGAGUCUUUGACGAGCUGGGCUACCAGGGAGACGAAAGCUUCCCCCCCUUCUACAUUCUUGACGAUCGAGAAAACGGUGGACACUUCGGAGGAGGCAAAAUCUAUCCGACGUACUGCGCUGACAAAGUGGUCGAGGGACAGCAAAUAGGCAAGCGAGGUCACCGUGGGUGUGACCUGAACGCUCAAGGUGAACCUGACCAGAACUGCCGUUUCUUUCCACACAGAGACCAAAUUGCUUCCUCCUCGUUAAUGUCUCAUCCUUUCAUAAUUAGUGAUACGGUUGUGGACUUCUGUGAUGACCAGCAGAGUGACCAUCCCCACAACUCUGUAGCCCCAACAAAGCAGAAUCGCUUCUGUGGUGGACGAUCAGUGUGGAGUGUGAUGAAUGAUCACCCAGAUUUCCAGGCUGGAGCCAAUCCUCCGACGGACAGGUACCUCGACCCCGUGAUCGAACUGGUGCAACACACCGACGCCCAUUAUGCCCUCGUGCUAGAUUACUCGGGCAGCAUGAACGAUCAUUACCGAAUCCACAAGUUGAGGAAGACAGCGCGACGGUGGCUCCUGCACGAGGUGGCUCAAGGAAGCUACGUGGCCAUUAUCCGAUUUUCAAAAGAAGCGAAUUUGGUCCAUCCAUUGACGAAGGUCGCCGAUGAGGAAUCUCGACGGGCCCUCGCGGAUUCCUUGGGAACGACGGCAGAUGGCAGCACCAGCAUCGGUGCCGGUCUUUACUUCGCAGUAAAAACGAUUCUGAACAAUGUGACCAACCCGGUCAUUCUCCUGAUCACUGACGGGAAGGAGAACGAGAACCCGAGGAUCGAGGACAUCAAGAAGAACGUCGUCGAGUCCAGGAUCCGAGUGGUCACUGUGGCAUUUGGACCUGAGGCCGACCCUAAACUGGAGGACAUUGCUCAAUGGACAGGUGGAAAAACCUUCACGGUCAAUGACCUAGACGAAGGCCUUAUGCUCGAAGAUGCCUUUGAAGGCGUCUUGACGUACCAGCCUCCUCCAACCAAAUUCAAUUCUAGCGUUAUGAUUCAUGAACAUGUCUACAUAGGCAAUGACACCUUCACGAGUGGGACUUUUAAUGUCGACUUCAGCAUUGGGCGAAACCUCCGGUUCCGUUUAGAUACGAAUGACCAGCCACACGUGACGCAGCUUCCGCAUUUGAUCAGGCCAGAUGGCUCCGUCGUGGAAGGGUCUGAGUUUGAUCCCCUUACUUACUCCUGGUCAAUCACAGUGCCGAUGGCGGAGGAGGGCGAAUGGCAGUGGAAAGUAGGAGUCUCAGGUAGUGACGAAAACUUCGUCAGGGUAAAAGUUACAGCCCAGACUCGAGACCCAAAAGUGGAACCUAUCACUACCAAAGCAUGGGUGAGCAGCGGUGCACGUGACGUCAGCGCCAAGACGGAGAGGAUCAUCAUUUACGCUGAAGUCAAACAGGGAAACAAUCCAGUAGUCAACGCUAAUGUCAGUGCAUUGGUGACCCCGCCGAAUGAUUUUGACCCGCCGGAGGUGUAUUUCCUGUUGGAUAACGGUCAAGGCGCCGACACUCAGGCUGGAGACGGCGUCUACUCGCGGUAUAUGACCAAAUAUUACGGAGCUGGAAGAUACAGCGUGAAGGCCCAGGUCACGGAUGGAGGACAAGCUGUGAUCAACAGAGGCUUCCUCACUGCUACGUCCCAGGGGCGUCGAAGGAGAUCUCCGGCUUUCUAUGGGGAUUUAGAGAGUCCUGAUUAUUGCUGCGGCAGUGUGAUACCACUGGACCGGGACACUGCAGUGAACACUAGCUCUUUCAAUCGAGUUGCAGUUGCAGGAUCCAUUAUGGUGGCCGAGGUAUCUACUCCGAAGGUGCCCGAUGCCGAUGUGCCAGAAGGUUCAACAGGUUCAGCAGCCCCGCCGCAGGAUCUGAUGCCCCCCUGCGAAGUGCGAGACCUUCGGGUAUCCUUGACCGAUCCGUCGACGUCACAUUUAUCUAGUCAUAAUAUUUCCCUCUCUUGGACGGCCACUGGUGAUGAUCUAGACUCUGGAAUAGCAUCUGGUUACCUUAUCCUUAUGAGCACUGAUGCCCACGAACUGACAGAGGUCAAUUUCGGUCGUGACCCUAACGAUUUGAGUCUCAUCUUGGAUCCAAACACCGUAGAACUUCUCGUCGAAUCAGGGUCAAGGAUCAAAGUGACGACCAUUGUGGAAAUGGAUUUGAACUCUGGGGAGACCUAUUUCUUUGCUCUCAGAGCAGUGGACAAAGCUGGCUUGACGAGUCCUGUGUCCAACCUUGCGAUGAUCCACAAGCCGGACCUCCUGGAAUUCAUGACUUUCACAUCAGCCUCUGAUGACGACGCCUAUUUCCCAGCCACCGAGGAAGAAAUCGGUUACCCUGCGUCGGGUUUCACCGCCUAUUCCCCUCCACUGGAGAAUGAGAUUCACCUGUCGACGUCUGAGGUCGAGGUCCUCGCUAGCGAAGAGGUGCUCGGUGAGGAGAACCCCGAAGGGGACUGGAGCAACGAAACCGAGAUCGUGAGCACAGUGAGCUGGGACCCAGGGGCGGGGGAGCAGCCUCAAGAUGCGUCGCCCUCUCUCGCUUUAGUCCCAGAGUCAGCAGAGGACCCCUCAUUGGCCAUCCCAAUUUGGGCAAUCGCGGUGAUCGUGGUGUUCAUUGUACUGAUCGGCGUUCUGGUCGCCGUUGUUCUUUCUAAAAGGAGAUACGGGAAAUUCGACUUUGGAGACCUGAGACCACUCAGCCAGUUUUAAGUCUGUAGCGAUAGAGGAAGAUAUGUGAUUUAUUUUUGCUAAGUUUUCAUUGUCCAUUACUAGGUUACGUCACAUAGUUUGCGUUUAAACUUAGAAUACUGAAGUGGAAAUUCGCGCAACAUUUACUCAAAUGAAGGAGGAGGCUCAUGAGCCGCGAAUGAAGUGAAGGAAAUUUCAUGGUUAUGUUUGGUGCUUUAUAUUCCUCACUGGAAAACAUAACUCAGACUUUCCCAAGGCAUAUUUUGCUGCAGUAUCGAAAAGCACAGGCGCUCGUCCGUGUCCAUGGUUGGUGCUCUGAUAAGCAUUUAAUGAUCUUAUGACAGAGUUUAUAUUUGAAAAUAUAACGCGCCUCAGAUAAACUCACACGCAUAACUUAUAUCGUAAGUUACUGAUUUUUUUAAAAGUGAUGUACAGUUAUCAUUAAGAUAUGUAAAAUUCUUAUGAAUAUACAGAAAUUUAUUUAAACAAUAUUUUGAACAAUUAGUUAUUUGCCCCCCCCCCCAAAAAAAAAAUGUAACCCAGUUCAAUAUAUAUGGGGUAUGUUUAUACCUGA
Messenger RNA from Macrobrachium nipponense, 4606 nucleotides. Its product is annotated as calcium-activated chloride channel regulator 1-like. The transcript is spliced from 21 exons. The record is from RefSeq and is a predicted model, not a curated record. Gene Ontology annotation, molecular function: protein binding. The coding region runs from base 811 to 4053 and encodes 1080 amino acids. NCBI's taxonomy places the organism in Eukaryota, Metazoa, Arthropoda, Malacostraca, Decapoda, Palaemonidae.